UUGUCGUUAAAUUAAUGUUGGGCGUAUUUCAGGCCGGUGUGUCAUUCCCGAUAAGUGAAGUUGAUAUAGUACUGAGUAUUGCAUAUUUAAUGAUAAUUUAUAAUAACCGCGCCUUAGAAUAACAAUUAAUUAUCAAUUGAGGCUAUGCAGGAUGGAGCGUGAACUGGCAAUGAUCUAAUCUUGUCUCUGACUUGGCUAGACCUGUUUAUUUUUCGUGCUUGUGAGAAAACGCUCUGGUUUCAGUAAAUAAAUAAGACAUAGUCGCAUUUUGCCAUUUAUCGUAGUUAUUUAACAAUUGGACUUAUUGUGAUAGUGCUGUGUUCAAACUAAUAUGUUUCUGGCUUAAAAUACUGUGCAGUCAAUAAAGUUUGGUUAAAAUGGCUGGAACGGACAGAGUUUCCCUAACUGAUGCUAUUUCAAAUGUUGAUGUCUUAGAUGAACUGCCUUUGCCUGAUGAGCAACCCUGCAUCGAGGCCCAACCUUGUUCUGUUGUUUAUCAAGCAAACUUCGACACAAAUUUUGAAGACCGCAAUGGAUUUCUUACUGGAGUUGCCAAAUACAUUGAAGAAGCAACUGUGCAUGCAAGCCUUAAUGAACUACUUGAGGAAGGACAGGAGCAUGCAGUUAUGCUUUAUACAUGGAGGUGUUGCUCAAGAGCAAUUCCUCAGCCAAAAUCUAAUGAGCAGCCCAAUAGAGUGGAGAUUUAUGAGAAAACAGUGGAAGUCUUAGCUCCUGAGGUCAAUAAAUUGCUGAAUUUUAUGUAUUUCCAAAGGAAAGCUAUAGAACGUUUCUCACAAGAGGUGAAGCGUUUAUGCCAUACUGAAAAACGAAAAGACUUUGUGUCAGAGGCUUAUUUAUUAACCCUUGGAAAGUUCAUAAAUUUGUUUGCUGUUCUUGAUGAAUUAAAAAAUAUGAAAUCUAGUGUCAAAAACGACUAUUCCACAUAUAGAAGGGCUGCACAAUUUUUGAAAGUCAUGUCGGAUUCCCAAACGCUUCAAGAGUCGCAAAAUUUGUCCAUGUUCUUGGCGACGCAAAAUAAGAUCCGAGACACCGUGAAAGAAAAUCUCGAGAAGAUCGCUGGUUACGAAGAGUUGCUGUGCGACGUGGUUAACAUUUGUGUACAGAUGUUUGAUUCGAAGAUGUAUCUGACGCCCAGUGAGAAGCACAUGCUUGUUAAAGUUAUGGGUUUUGGACUGUUUCUAAUGGACAGUGAAUAUUGCAACAUCAAUAAACUGGAUCAGAAGAAGAAGUUAAAAUUGGAGCGAAUCGAUAGGAUCUUUAAGAAUCUUGAGGUGGUCCCGCUUUUCGGAGAUAUGCAGAUAGCACCUUUUAACUAUAUAAAGCGUAGCAAGAAUUUUGACUCCAGCAGAUGGCCUUUAUCCAGCUCAAACACACCAUCGCCUCAAGCAGAUUUGAUGGUGCAUCUUCCGCAGAUCCGAGAAGAUCAUGUAAAGUACAUAAGUGAAUUGGCGAAGUAUAGUAACGAAGUCACAACUACCUACAAAGAAAGCGGAAGCGAUGUUGAAAAUAAAGAAACUGCAGAUCUGGCAUUGAGAGGUCUUCAGUUACUAUCAGAGUGGACAAGCGUUGUUACAGAACUAUAUUCUUGGAAAUUGUUGCAUCCAACGGAUCAUCACCAGAACAAGGAGUGUCCUCCAGAAGCAGAAGAAUAUGAGAGAGCAACGCGUUAUAAUUACAGCGACGAAGAGAAAUUCGCUCUAAUUGAGGUAAUUGCAAUGAUUAAAGGUUUGCAAGUUUUAAUGGCAAGAAUGGAAACUGUAUUCACUGAUGCAAUCAGAAGGCAUAUUUACGCAGAAUUGCAAGACUUUGUACAGUUGCUUCUAAGGGAACCUUUGAGAAAGGCCAUCAAGAAUAAGAAAGAUUUGAUUAGAAGUAUUAUCAUGUCAGUACGCGAGACUUGCGCUGAUUGGUCCAAGAACAUUGAUAUCUUAGGUGACCCAGUGUUGAAAGGCAAAAAAGAUGACAACGUUUUUAAUAUUGAAGUACCUAGGAGGAAUGUGGGACCAUCGUCUACCCAACUGUAUAUGGUCAGAACGAUGCUCGAAUCUCUGAUUGCUGAUAAAUCAGGCGGCAAGAGGACUUUGAGAAAGGAUAUUGAUGGCAAUUAUUUGCUUAUGAUUGAUCAAUUCCAUAAGACUUCAUUUUAUUGGAAUUAUUUACUAAGCUUCAGUGAUUCACUGCAAAGAUGCUGCGACUUGUCCCAGCUUUGGUAUCGGGAGUUUUAUUUAGAGAUGACUAUGGGUAGAAGAAUUCAAAAAUGUACAGUACGCCAUCAACAUAAUGAGGAGUGUAGUGAUUUGAUUACUAUGGAAAAGCGUAUACAAUUUCCGAUCGAUAUGUCGAUGCCCUGGAUUUUGACGGAUCACAUUCUGAAGACAAAAGAACCAUCUAUGAUGGAAUACGUAUUGUACCCAUUAGACUUAUACAAUGAUAGCGCUUUAUACGCUCUGACGAUAUUUAGAAAGCAAUUUUUAUAUGAUGAGGUUGAAGCAGAAGUGAACUUGUGUUUUGAUCAAUUUGUGUACAAAUUAAGCGAGCAAAUAUUCGCGUACUACAAACAGCUGGCUGCUAGUAUCUUUUUGGAUAAGAGGUUUAGGGUCGAGUGUGCAAGUUUAGGUGCGUACCUGUUACCUUAUCCAAGAGCCAAUAGAUACGAAACCUUAUUGAAACAGCGACAUGUGCAACUACUGGGCAGAUCGAUUGAUCUGAACAAGUUGAUUACGCAAAGGAUCAACGCCGACAUGCAGAAAUCGUUAGAUUUGGCUAUUAGUAAAUUCGAGGCAGGAGAUAUAACCGGAGUGAUGGAAUUGAAUGGUCUUUUGCAAGUGAACAGGUUGUGUCAUAAAUUGCUUAGCAAGCUAUUGGCUUUGGAUGAUUUCGACUGUAUGUUCCGCGAGGCUAAUCACAACGUGUUGGCACCGUACGGCAGGAUAACCCUUCACGUUUUCUGGGAAUUGAAUUAUGACUUCUUGCCUAACUAUGUCUACAACGCUGCUACAAAUAGGUUUACUAAGUAUAAGGGUGAAAUCCACUUUGCUGCUGCUGUACAUAGGGAUAAACCACCUCAGAUGUCACCUCACUAUUUAUGGGGAACGAAACACUUGAACUUAGCUUACACCGCACAAUACGCCCAAUAUUCCGGCUUCGUUGGACCUCAUCACUUCCACACCAUGUGUAAAUUGCUGGGCUACCAAGGAAUAGCUGUAGUUAUGGAGGAAUUGCUAACCAUUGUCAAGAAUCUUAUCCAAGGCAAUCUGCUUCAAUUUACCAAAACCCUGAUGGACGCUAUGCCAAAACUGUGUAAAUUACUGAGGUACGACUAUGGAUCUCCAGGUGUACUAGGAUACUAUCACGCGCAACUCAACGACAUUGUGCAGUAUCCAGAUGCGCGCACGGAACUCUUCCACAUCUACCGGGAAUUCGGCAAUAUUAUCCUCUUCUGCUUGUUGAUGGAGCAGGCGCUCUCGCAGGAGGAAGUAUGCGAUCUGCUACAAGCCGCUCCAUUCCAAAACAUCCUUCCCAGGCCUUUUUGCAAAGAGGGCGAAAAACCGGAGACGAAGCAGAAGCGUUUAGAGACGAAAUACUCUGCACUCCAAAUAGUGCCAAACAUCGAGAAGCUAGGCACUGCUAAGCAGGCGAUGAUUUCUAGGGAAGGUGAUUUGUUGACACGAGAAAGGUUGUGCUGCGGCCUGUCCAUAUUCGAGGUGGUUUUAAACAGGUUGCGAAGCUUUUUGGAUGACCCAGUGUGGGUAGGACCACCACCAGUCAACGGAGUUAUGAACGUUGAUGAAUGCACGGAAUUCCACAGACUUUGGUCGGCACUGCAAUUUGUCUACUGCAUUCCAGUUGGUGACACAGAGUUUACCGUCGAGGAACUAUUUGGAGAGGGCCUGCAUUGGGCCGGAUGCACUAUGAUUGUGCUAUUAGGACAGCAGAGGCGGUUCGAAGCCUUAGAUUUUUGCUAUCACAUACUGAGGGUGCAACGAGUCGACAUGAAGGAUGAGUUCGUGAAAGGAAUCAGCUUGAAGCGGAUGGUCGACCGUAUCCGGAGGUUCCAAGUGCUUAACUCGCAGAUUUUCGCGAUCCUUAACAAGUUCUUAAAAUCAAGUGACAACGAUGAACAUUCAGUGGAGCAUGUUCGGUGUUUCCCACCCCCAAUCUACAACUCCCCAACCCAACAAAUGUACCAGGCUCCUGAGCACAUACGGCAGCAAUUGAACAACUAGCUAAAGGUGUUAUUCGGUAGACAAUAGCAUAACCUUCCCCCCUAAAACCUUGUAAAAUACUUCUCUUUUAUAUGUAUAUCUAUUAAGGUUGAUACCGCGGUGUCAUGCAGAUUUUUUAUAGUAUUAUUACGGAAAUAACUACAUUUCUAUUAUAAAUAUGUU
Nicrophorus vespilloides is the source of this 4409-nucleotide messenger RNA. It is a transcript of the gene Sra-1, whose product is annotated as cytoplasmic FMR1-interacting protein. The transcript is spliced from 9 exons. The coding region runs from base 378 to 4247 and encodes 1289 amino acids. Gene Ontology annotation, molecular function: RNA 7-methylguanosine cap binding; small GTPase binding. NCBI's taxonomy places the organism in Eukaryota, Metazoa, Arthropoda, Insecta, Coleoptera, Silphidae. The record is from RefSeq and is a predicted model, not a curated record. Gene Ontology annotation, cellular component: synapse; neuron projection; SCAR complex. Gene Ontology annotation, biological process: regulation of translation; cell morphogenesis; regulation of actin filament polymerization.